Molecule: messenger RNA, 1288 nt
Organism: Manis pentadactyla (Chinese pangolin)
Lineage: Eukaryota; Metazoa; Chordata; Mammalia; Pholidota; Manidae
Product: ral-GDS-related protein-like
Exons: 5
Coding region: 17-1288 (423 amino acids)
Biological process (GO): positive regulation of GTPase activity; Ras protein signal transduction
Cellular component (GO): plasma membrane
Molecular function (GO): guanyl-nucleotide exchange factor activity; DNA binding; zinc ion binding
Source: RefSeq, a predicted model, not a curated record
GGGAGCAUGGGAGAGGAUGGGGUCCCAGGACAGACACGCAGGGUCAGGAAGGGGGAGGGGCAGGGGCCUGGACAGGCAGGGGAGUGCACAGCGGCCAGGCCCACACAAGGGUGGACCCGGAGGGCAGUGUGGCUGGAAAGACCAGGCUUCUCACUCGGCCACCCCCAGGCCUUACCCCAGCUGCAGGAUGGGACAGGCUAGGCGCCCUGCCUGGGAGCCCGAGCAUGUGCCCUGCGCCAUCGAUGCCAGCCAGCUUUCAUCCACCCUGGUGGGCCAAGUCCUCCACCACUUGGUCCAGGAGGAGCACCUGGGGCCCACGGUGGCAGAGCUGGAAGAACCACGGCAGACGCAGCUGGCUCCAGAGACACGGGGAGGGCCGGCUUCUUCGCCUGAGCCGGUCCAGGAGCUCCCUGAGACCCCUGUGCUGGAGCGACGGCCGGUGUCACCUGCUUCCGCCCCUGCAGAGCCGGAGGAUGUCCCAGCAGUGGCCUCAGCCCAGGGGCCAGGCCCUGAGCUGGAGCCCCAUGAGCCCUCGGGCCUGGGGCCCAGGGCACUUGCUGGAAUGGCACCAGGUGUGGCAGAGCCAGGUCCAGGUCCAGAGCCCACCGGCCCCUGUGCUGCGAGCCCCUGGGACAUCCCAGGACUGGUCUCAGGCCCCGAGCUGGAGCCCCGUGAGUCCUCGGGUGCGGGGCCCGUGUCACCUGCAGGAAUGGCACAGGGCCUGGCAGAGCCAGAGGUGGUCCUGGAGCCCACCAGCCCCUGUGCCGUGAGCACCCGGGAUUUGCCGAGGGAGAGGGUGCGGACCAUCCUGGCGUUUGCCCCACGCCUGGUGGCCGAGCAGCUGACCCUGAUGUGUGCGGAGCUGUACAGUAGGGUUGAAUGUGGUGAAUGCAAGGUCUACGUAGAGAGACAACCACUGAGGGAAGCCAUUGUGCUCCUGGCCCCCAACAUCCUUAACGUCAUCAGGCAGUUUGGUACCACGUUUCAUUGGGUCAUCUCCUCCUGCCUGAGGGCCCCAAGCAGGAUGGCCCAGGACAGGGCCCGAGUGGUGGAAUUCUGGAUCCAGGUGGCCAAGGAGUGUCUGGCUCUCAGAAAUUUCGAGUCCUUCCGUGCCAUCAUCUUCGCCCUGCAGCGCCCUCCUGUACGUCGCCUGGAGAGCACCUGGGCACAUGUUUCCUGUGAGGACCCAGGGGACAGACCCCCGGUCAGGGCUGGGGAUGGCGUGGCGUCGGCAGCAGGGUUGGGGCCCGUGGCUGAGCAACGUCGGCUUGUCCCCUGGGUCCUCUGA